Messenger RNA from Malassezia restricta, 1275 nucleotides. RefSeq names its product STE24 endopeptidase. The transcript has a single exon. Lineage: Eukaryota; Fungi; Basidiomycota; Malasseziomycetes; Malasseziales; Malasseziaceae. The record is from RefSeq and is a predicted model, not a curated record. Gene Ontology annotation, molecular function: metalloendopeptidase activity. Gene Ontology annotation, cellular component: endoplasmic reticulum membrane. Bases 1 to 1275 code for a protein of 424 amino acids. Gene Ontology annotation, biological process: CAAX-box protein processing.
AUGAUCGCCGGCUGGAUCCAGGCCUUGUGUGCGGUGCUCGACACGCCUGCGGUGCCGUGGCACCAAGUCGCGAGUGCGCUGACGACGCUCGAGUACGUCGUGCACAUGUACGUCCUGCAGCGCCAGGCGCCGCUGUAUGAGCGCACGCAGCUGCCGCCGGCGCUGGCGCCGUUUGUCAAUGCGCGCGACUUUGCCGCGCGCCAGCGGGCGAGUCGCGCGAUCGUGCGCUGGGAGAUGGUCACGCACACGGCGCGCUACGUGCUCACGAUGCUGCGCAUCGUCUUUCUCGCGAACGCGCUGGCAUGGACGUGGGCGGGGCGCCUCGUGCAGCACAGCGAGAAGGGGCAGAUGGUGGCGUACGUGUGCGUCCUCCCGGCGCUCUUUUUCCCGUUCGAGCAGCUCGUCCACGCGGGUGAGCUGUACAUGGCGCAGCGGCAGCUGUCGCCUGCCUCGCUGGCGCCGUGGCGUACGCACCUGCGCGACUUUUUCGUCAUGCUGCCGUUCCGCCUCCUUUUCAGCCUCGCGUUCGUGGUGUGUGGCGUUGCGUUCGCCGUCUACGUCGGCGAGAUGCUGCCGGCGUACAUGAUCGCGCUCGGCGCCUUGUACAUCGCGUUCGUGUCGUUCGUGUACCCGCGCGCCGUGCGCCCGUUCUUCGACCAGCCCGUCGUGCUCGACAGCGGUGCGCUGUACACACGCGCCCGGGCCGUGGCGGCGAAGCUGGGCCUGCCGCUGGAGCAUGUGUUCCUCGCGACGCAGAACACCUCGGACGGCGGCGCCUACUGCUUCGGCUCACGCACGUUCUGCGUCGUGGUGCUCGAUCGCCUCGCGAGCGAUGCAGAGAUCGAGGCUGUGCUCGCGCGUGCGAUGGUGCCGUGGACGCUGCGUCAUCCGAGGAUACUCACGCUGUGUGCGGCGGUGCCGAGGGCGCUGUGGGUGCUGGGCAUGGCGCUGCUCGUGCGGAAUGCGUCGCUGGGGCGCGCUUUUGGCUUUGACGACGUGCCGCUCCCCGUCGGCUGGGACCUCGCCGCGUGCCUCGUGCAGCCUGUCGUGGCCCUGGCGAGCUUCGCCGUGCACGUUGUGCAGCACCGGCUGUGCUUCGAGGCGGAUGCGCAUGCCGUGCGCCUCGAGCCGAAGGCGGGCAGCUUGGCGCGCGCGAUCGCGACGCUCGACGUCGCGCAUCUGCUCAUGGCGUCCGCGUACGACGACGCGCUGUACAGCGCAUACGAGCGCGACACUCCGACGCCCGCACAGCGUAUCAUGGCGCUCGCUACGUAA